AUGUCCGCGCGCGCGUUAGGGCCGACGCCACGGGCGCGCGCGUGGACGUCCGGGCGCGAACGCGCGCGCGGACGUCGAGCGAUCGCGUGCGCGCGGGACGAGCGCGUCGAGCGCGUCGAGCGCGUCGACGCGUUGUUGAGCAGACUGGGGUACUGCACGAGGUCCACCGCUCGAGCGUUCGCGUCGCGGCACGAGAUCGUCGUCGACGGGACGCGCGUGCGGGGGGUGGACGCGAAGGCGCGCGCGUCGACGUUGCGCGUCGACGGGGAGGCGUUGGAUCAUCCGGAUGGGGUGCUCGUGGCGAUGCAUAAACCGCGCGGGACGGUGUGCUCGCACGACGAGAGAGAGGGAGCGAACGUGUACGAGCUCUUACCGGAACGGUGGCGACGACGGAAACCGUCGAUAGAGACGAUUGGGAGGUUGGAUAAGGACACGAGUGGAUUGUUGCUGUUAACGGAUGAUGGGGCGCUGAAUCACGCGUUGACGUCGCCGAAAAAAGACGUCGGGAAGUGGUACAGAGUGCGGACGGAUGGGCCGAUUCCACGAGCGUGCGUGGAGGUAUUCGCGAGCGGAGAGCUGACUUUGAGCGGGGAAGAGAAAUCGUGUAAACCGGCGAUGUGCGAGAUCACGGGUGAGCGCGAGGCACGACUUCGACUCACCGAAGGAAAGUUCCAUCAGGUCAAGCGCAUGUUCGCCUUCUUUGAUGGCCUGACCGUGGUCGAACUCCAUCGUGAGAGCUUUGGUGGAUUAAAAUUAGAAGACGUGGCGCCGAAUCCGGGGGAUUUCGUCGUGCUCCCGACGGAUUACGAUUUCACCGUCGGCGAGGCGUAG
Messenger RNA from Ostreococcus tauri, 831 nucleotides. Its product is annotated as Pseudouridine synthase, RsuA/RluB/E/F, conserved site. Bases 1 to 831 code for a protein of 276 amino acids. Lineage: Eukaryota; Viridiplantae; Chlorophyta; Mamiellophyceae; Mamiellales; Bathycoccaceae. Gene Ontology annotation, biological process: pseudouridine synthesis. The record is from RefSeq and is a predicted model, not a curated record. The transcript has a single exon. Gene Ontology annotation, molecular function: pseudouridine synthase activity; RNA binding.